AUGGUGAAAACAAAAUCAGCUAACAAAAUGGCCAAAAAUGGGGGUAACACAGAUAGAGAGGUAGAUACAACUAAUGACUUUAGCUCAUUAGCAAGGUGCGCUGAUGAAGGCCAAGUCAUAGUAAUACAACAAGACAAACAGUAUGAAAGGCGACAGAGUAGCCAAGGGGAUGCAGAAAAUGUUGGUAUGACUGAACUAAAGGCAAUAUGGAAGUCAUUUACAUGGACAAACAGUUAUGUUUUUAGCAAAAUUGACAGGGCACUAGUAAAUGGAGAGUGGAUGAACAAGAUGCCUCCUAUUCAAGUUCAUGUUCUAGACCCAUAUUUUUCUGAUCACCCGCCCUUAUAUAUUGAAUUGGGAAGACAACAGAAGGCAACAACUAGACCAUUCAGAUUUAUGAAUUGCUUGGCUGAUGAUCCUAACUUUAGGAAUAUAGUAGCUGAUAAUUGGCAGAUAAAUACCAAUGCAAUAUACAUGAAAAAAGUCUGGCUGAAGCAUAUGAAACAAGCAAUGAAGGGCAUAAAUUCAAAGGAGUAUUCUGGGAUUGCUGACAAAAUUAAAGGCAUCAGGAAUGAGCUUCAAAUAAUACAACAACAGAUGAGAACUCCUAAUCAGAAUUCCCACUAUUUUGAAGUGGAAAAAGAGCUAAGAUUACAGCUGGAGAAAUGGGAUGUAGUAAAGGAAAGCAUUUAUAAACAGAAGUCUAGAGUCCAAUGGCGUAAUCUAGGAGACUCUAACUCAGCUUACUUUUUUGUCAGCAUAAAGAACAGGAGAGCUCAGAACCAGAUCAAAGCACUUACAAAUGCAGUAGGGGAUAUUGUCCAAAUAGAGAAAGGAAUAGAAGAGAAGAUACUAAACUUCUAUUAG
Molecule: messenger RNA, 867 nt
Organism: Nicotiana tabacum (common tobacco)
Lineage: Eukaryota; Viridiplantae; Streptophyta; Magnoliopsida; Solanales; Solanaceae
Source: RefSeq, a predicted model, not a curated record